This is a messenger RNA of Hipposideros armiger (great roundleaf bat), 2284 nucleotides long. It is a transcript of the gene ENDOU, whose product is annotated as endonuclease, poly(U) specific. Lineage: Eukaryota; Metazoa; Chordata; Mammalia; Chiroptera; Hipposideridae. Gene Ontology annotation, biological process: immune response. The record is from RefSeq and is a predicted model, not a curated record. Gene Ontology annotation, molecular function: RNA endonuclease activity; scavenger receptor activity; polysaccharide binding. The transcript has 10 exons. The coding region runs from base 131 to 1312 and encodes 393 amino acids.
CAUAGAGAAGGGUCCUGGCCCACAGUUACUAGUGGCACAGGGGAUGGAAUGCGACCAGCAGAGGAAUGGGAACACUUUCCUGUUUAGUAGCUGUGCAAAAUGCUGAUGUGGAUAUGUUAAUUGGUGGUUAAUGGGAAAAAUGGAGUCAUGUGCAUCUCGCUGUCAUAAGAAAUUUAACCGGAAUGCUGCCUGCCAGUGUGACCACCGGUGUGCCUCGCACGGGGACUGCUGUGAAGACUAUGAGCACCUGUGCACAACUGAAGAGGACCCCACAGAGCCAGAGCCAUUCCUGGAGCUGGAGGAAGAGGUCCCACCUAGCAACUUGUACUCGGCACCCAACUCCUGCCGGGGCCGCUGCCAGGAAGCCUUCGACAAGCACCACACAUGCCACUGCAAUGUCCGCUGCCCAGAGUUUGGGAACUGCUGCAAGGAUUUCGAGAGCCAGUGUGGCCAAGAGGGCUUCUCCCACAGCAGUGAUGCCAUUACCAAGGAGGAGCUGCAGGCCAUCUCUGAGAAGAUCUACAAGGUGGACGCCAACAAAGCCCAGAAGGACGACAUCGUUCUCAAUAGCCAAAGCUUCAUCUCACCCUCUGAGACCGGAGACCAAGUGGAUCACUGCCCGGAGCCGCUCUUCACGUACGUCAAUGAGAAGCUGUUUUCCAAGCCCACCUACGCAGCCUUCAUCAACCUCCUCAACAACUACCAGCGGGCAACGGGCCAUGGGGAGCACUUCAGUGCCCUGCAGCUGGCUGAGCAGGACGCCUUCCUCAGAGAGGUCAUGAAGACAGCAGUCAUGAAGGAACUCUAUGGCUUCCUCCAUCACCAGAACCGCUACAGCUCAGAGCAAGAGUUCAUCAGUGACUUGAAGAACAUGUGGUUUGGGCUCUAUUCGAGAGGCAAUGAAGAGGGGGACUCAAGUGGCUUUGAACACGUCUUCUCAGGCGAAGUCAAAAAAGGCAAGGUCACUGGCUUCCAUAACUGGAUCCGCUUCUACAUGCAAGAGAAGGAGGGCCUGGUUGACUAUUACAGUUACAUCUAUGACGGGCCUUGGGAGUCUUACCCCGACGUGUUAGCCAUGCAGUUCAACUGGGACGGCUACUACAAGGAAGUGGGCUCCGCUUUCAUUGGCAGCAGCCCCGAGUUUGAGUUUGCGCUCUAUUCCCUGUGCUUUAUCUCCAGGCCAGGCAAAAGGUGCCAGUUAAGCCUCGGUGGACAUCCCUUGGCCAUUCAGACCUAUACCUGGGACAAGUCCACGUAUGGAAAUGGCAAGAAGUACAUCGCCACAGCCUACGUGGUAUCUUCUACCCAAUAGAGCUUCAAGCCAGAAAGGGGCAUGAGGGCAGUGAGCGCUCUUAGGACUGAGGUGCUAUCUGCUUUGGGCUGGAGGAGACUGGGAGGGAUUCCCAUAUCCAGAAAUAUCCAGAUGGGAAAGAGAGAAAAGAUACAAAUUAGAAAAAUGCAGACAAACAGUCAAAUCUUUGUCCUCCAGCAUUUUGGAAACAGCAUUCAGACAGAGAAGGUGGGCCCUCCAUAGCUCUUUGCUCUGACGGGAGCUGGAACUGUGAACAAGUCCUUGACCUCUCCAGGCCUCAUGUUUCCUUAUAAUGUAAAGGGAAGGGAUUUGCACCCUUUCUUGUUUCUAGGGUUGGUGAGAGGGCAAACCUGAUGAUAUUAUUACUGUGAAGAUGUUAUCAACUGUUCUUAGGAAGAACGGCUGAUAGAAAUUCAGGAUUACCAUAAUGGCUGUUAUUGUACACAGCUCUGCAAACUGUGAUUCAGCCCUAUGUUGGGGACUCAAAGAAAUCAGGUCAUGGAAACCAAGCACAGUGUUUUCCAGGGUUGGAUCCUCUCAGAACAGGGUCUGGGAGAACUUCAGUGCUGGACAGAGAGGGGAAUGGGUUGGUGCAGUGAGUGGGCUGGGGAGGGGUCAACUUCUUGCCUGAGGGUUUUUGCUAAUUUAGUAACUGCAUCAAGAAUCUUCCUACUUACAGACAUUUAGUGCAGUUACAGAGCUGGAUUUUGAUCCCAAAUAGUUUUGUGAAAGAGUUCCCUCACAGGAGGAAACUUCUGCAUCAGAAGAAGAAAGAAGCCUGUAGCUUGGUGUCAUUAACAUUAAUUAUUUUAAGACUUAUCCAUCAGCCAUAAUUUGCAUAAACUCUAGAAUGGAAGAUCAGGGAGACUGGGUUCCAACCUCAGUUAUGCAUCUCCCCUAACCCCACUGGGAACCAGACGCUGUCCCUCAGAGCCAGGCUUGAAAUACAGUUUAGAGGGUUCGAGUCUUCAA